This is a messenger RNA of Dendrobium catenatum, 735 nucleotides long. Its product is annotated as 17.9 kDa class I heat shock protein. The record is from RefSeq and is a predicted model, not a curated record. The coding region runs from base 60 to 524 and encodes 154 amino acids. Gene Ontology annotation, biological process: response to hydrogen peroxide; protein complex oligomerization; response to heat. The transcript has a single exon. Lineage: Eukaryota; Viridiplantae; Streptophyta; Magnoliopsida; Asparagales; Orchidaceae.
AAAUCUCUGCAUAGAAAGAAACAAUCGUCAAUCUUGAGGAGCUAGAAAGAGAGAAAAAGAUGUCGAUCAUUCGCCGGAGCAACAUCUUCGACCCAUUCUCCGCCGAUCUUUGGGACCCCUUCGAGGGCUUUCCCUUUGGAUCAAGCCUCGCCUGGCCCAGAUCUGGUCUACAGGGAGAGACCUCAGCCUUUGCCGGCGCACGGUUCGACUGGAAGGAAACACCAGAAGCGCACGUGUUCAAGGCCGAUCUACCGGGGCUGAAGAAGGAGGAGGUGAAGGUGGAGGUGGAGGACGGGAGUGUGCUUAAAAUCAGUGGGGAGCGGAAGAGGGAGAAUGAGGAGAAGACCGAUACCUGGCAUCGCGUCGAGCGCAGCAGCGGCAGCUUUCUCCGCAGCUUCCGACUCCCGGAAAACGCGAAGGUUGAUGGCGUUAGGGCAGCCAUGGAGAACGGCGUUCUCACCGUCACGGUACCGAAGGAAGGGGUUCAGAAACCCGAGGUGAAGUCCAUAGAGAUUUCCGGCUAAGGAAAUUGGCCCAUCCUCUGCAAGUUGUCUUCCAUGCCUUUUGAGAAAUAUGUUUGUGUCUAGCUAUUAUCUAUCUAUGCUUUGGCGUAUUGGUGUUCUGUGUAGUAUCUCUGUAGAUUUGAUAUGGUAAUAGUGCGUUGUCCUAUCAUAGUUUCAAUGGAAAUGCGAGUGCUUUAUCUUAAUUACUAGUAAAUUUAUGAGCUUGGACUGA